Messenger RNA from Medicago truncatula (barrel medic), 1111 nucleotides. Its product is annotated as RING-H2 finger protein ATL63. The record is from RefSeq and is a predicted model, not a curated record. The transcript has a single exon. Lineage: Eukaryota; Viridiplantae; Streptophyta; Magnoliopsida; Fabales; Fabaceae. Bases 449 to 1102 code for a protein of 217 amino acids.
AAAUAAAUUCACACUCAAACCCUCCACAUGAAUCUAAUAAAACUCACCUACCUACCACCUUCCACUGCCAUUGCCUUCACGGGUGUUCAUUUCUCCCCCCUCCUUUUUCUCUUCAACCUCCCCUCAUCCCAUCCUCACAUUCAUCACUCCCUUGGAUACAAGGACUCUUCUCCUUUCACAAAACCAUACUACACUUCAUAAUUUCUCAAUUCCCUUCAAACAUAUCCACAUACACAACAACAAACCAUAACAAAACAAGAAUCUUCUACAUUGUACACACAAAUAUGGUAUUAUUAAGGUUCUCUUUGAACAUAUAAAAAAAUCUUCUUCACAAACCACUUCAAGUUCAAUCUUUUCCUAAAAAACCAUUCCAAAUCUAUUUCACCUAUUAGACCAAAUUUCACUUCUCAACUCACGCUGAAAGUACCGAGUGUAACUUAAGUCAGAGAUGCUAAACCAACCCAACUCAGAAAACUCAUCCACCAAUCCAUUGAAUCAACUAGCACAAAACAUGUCCUCCGACAACUACAUCAUGCUUGCAGCAAUCAUUUCUCUCCUCCUAGUAAUCAUCUUUGUCCUCCUUCUUCACCUCUACGCCAAAUGGUUCCUAGCUCAAUCCAAUCCUCGCAGUCCGGUGAACCUCUCCGACAUUCCAAUAUCUCCCAACUUCCACCACCAUUUCAACAUCCAAUCCCCACCAUUUAAAGGACUCAACUCAACAACACUUUCAACCAUUCCCACGUUUGUGUCUGAAGAAAAAACACAAGAACUAGAAUGUGUGAUUUGUUUGAGUUACAUUGAAGAAGGAGAGAUUGGAAGAAAGUUACCAAAAUGUGGACAUGCUUUUCAUGUUGAAUGUAUUGAUAUGUGGCUGAAUUCACAUUGUAACUGUCCCAUUUGUAGAGGUUUGAUUGUUGAGGAAGAUUCUCAUGGUGGUAAUGUUGUUGAGAUUGUGAUUGAUACUCCAAGUUAUAGUGAGAGUGGUUCUGUUUCUGUUUCAGAAACUAGUUCUUUAUCUUUGUUUGGAUUUUCUUUCAAGAGAAUUCUUAGCAAAGUUUUUCUUUCUUCACAUGUAAAUGAAUUAGAUAAUGGUUCACAAUGAUAUUAUUUA